Nematolebias whitei (Rio pearlfish) is the source of this 4776-nucleotide messenger RNA. RefSeq names its product cadherin-2. Gene Ontology annotation, biological process: adherens junction organization; calcium-dependent cell-cell adhesion; cell morphogenesis. The record is from RefSeq and is a predicted model, not a curated record. The transcript is spliced from 19 exons. Gene Ontology annotation, cellular component: cytoplasm; adherens junction; catenin complex. Gene Ontology annotation, molecular function: calcium ion binding; cadherin binding. Lineage: Eukaryota; Metazoa; Chordata; Actinopteri; Cyprinodontiformes; Rivulidae. Bases 291 to 3470 code for a protein of 1059 amino acids.
GUUCCUUUGAGCCUGGACUGGAUGGGAGGGAGCAGCAGCCUCAGUACCAGGCACUGCUCCUCUCCCUCUGCACGGAUAGACAGAUAGAAAGAGGAGGAGGAGGAGGAGGCUCAUACAUGCUGCCGCCACCAUUCCUGCUACUGCUGCUGCCUUUGUCGAACAGGGAGCCGUUUCGAGGCCACUCAUAUUUGGAUAUUCUCUUUUUUUAAAUCAUCUUUUUUUUUUUUUUUUUUUUUAAUUAUUAUUAUUUUCCGGAACCCGAAGCGGUGGAUAACGGAGUGACCGUACCAAUGUACUCGUUACACGAGGGUCUGCUUCUGCUGCUGGUCUUAGCAGGACUGCAGAUCGUAGCAGAGGCCAGGGGUGCCCCGCCAUGCAAGCCAGGCUUCACUGAAGAUCUAUACACUGUUGUGGUGCCCGAUAUCACAGAGGAAGGAUGGCCUCUCUUCAACUUGAAGUUUAUCAGCUGUUAUCGAGGUGGUCUGGUGCGGUUUGAGUGCAGUAAUCCAUCCGACUUUCGGAUAGAGGCCGACGGAGUAAUUCAUGCUGCAAGGACUUUUCAAGCCUCUUCACUCCCUGCGUCGCCUUUGCUGAUCAAGGCUGUUGACACUACCACUCAGCAGCAAUGGGUGACCCAAGUCAGGCUGACAUCCCCCACACAGGUCCAGGAACAUAUUGUCCCUCCAGUCAAGUCCAAGAAUUUAGAGGAAAUAGUGUUUCCUAUGCAAAACGUGGACAGCCAACUGAAACGCAUGAAAAGAGACUGGAUCAUCCCUCCAAUCAAUGUCCCUGAGAACUCGCGGGGCCCAUUUCCACAAGAGCUAGUCCGGAUCCGGUCUGAUCAUGAUAAAAAACAGAUUCUAAGAUACAGUGUGAUGGGCCCAGGAGCUGACCAGCCUCCAUUUGCAAUCUUCACUAUUGACCCCAUUUCUGGAGAGCUCGCGGUUAACAAGCCCCUCGAUCGAGAGCACAUCCCCAACUUCCAUUUAAGAGCUCAUGCAGUGGACUUGAAUGGCAACCAGGUUGAAAACCCUAUUGAUAUUGUGAUCAAUGUGAUCGACAUGAAUGACAACAGACCUGAGUUCACUCAUCAUAUCUGGAAUGGCACUGUUCUUGAAGGUUCCAAGCCAGGGACAUUUGUCAUGACUGUAACAUCUCUAGACAAAGAUGACCCCAAAACAGCAAAUGGUAUGCUUCGUUACAAGAUUUUGUCUCAGACUCCAAAGAGCCCGACCUUCAAUAUGUUCACCAUCAACCAUGAAACUGGAGACAUCAUUACAAUAGCAGCAGGCUUGGACAGAGAGAAAGUGCCUCAGUACACGUUGAUCAUCCAAGCAACAGACAUGGAGGGCAACACCAUGUAUGGUUUCUCCAACACAGCCACAGCCGUCAUCAUAGUUACAGCCAUUGAUGACAAUCCACCGGAGUUUACUGCUGAGAUGGAACAUGCUGUCCCUCCAGUCAUGUCCAAGAAUUUAGAGGAAAUAGUGUUUCCUAUGCAAAACAUGGACAGCCAACUGAAACACUUGAGAAGAGACUGGGUCAUCCCUCCAAUCAAUGUCCCUGAGAACUCGCGGGGCCCAUUCCCACAAGAGCUAGUCCGGAUCCGGUCCGAUCAUGAUAAAAACCAGAUUCUAAGAUACAGUGUGACGGGCCCAGGAGCUGACCAGCCUCCAUUUGCAAUCUUCACUAUUGACCCCAUUUCUGGAGAGCUCACGGUUAACAAGCCCCUCGAUCGAGAGCACAUCCCCAACUUCCAUGUAAGUCAAAAAGUGCCUCAGUACACGUUGAUCAUCCAAGCAACAGACAUGGAGGGCAACCCCAUGUAUGGUCUCUCCAACACAGCCACAGCCGUCAUCAGAGUUACAGACAUUAAUGACAAUCCGCCAGAGUUUACUGCUGAGUUGUUUUUGGGGGAGGUGCCUGAGAACCGUGUGAAUGUUAUUGUGGCAAACCUGACUGUGACGGACAAGGAUCAGCCCAACACACCCGCCUGGAAUGCUGUCUAUAAAAUCAUUGCGGGCGACCCCACUGGCAGAUUCUCAGUGCCCACUGAUCCAACAACUAAUGAGGGCCUGGUAACAGUCGUCAAGCCUAUUGACUUUGAAAUUAGUCGAACAUAUUUGCUGGCAGUGGAAGCAAGAAAUGAAGUUCCCCUGGCUAGAGGUAUCAGCUCCCCCAGACAGUCCACUGCCACAGUCUCCAUCAGUGUAAUCGACAUGAAUGAGAGCCCCUCCUUUGAGCCCAACCCUAAACUAAUUAGACUGGAGGAAGGGAUGAUACCCGAGUCGACGCUGACCACUUUUACUGCGCAGGAUCCUGAUCGCUACAUGCAGCAAUCCCUCAGAUACUCCAAGCUCUCAGAUCCAGCCAACUGGCUAAGGAUUGACCCUUACACCGGUCGGAUCACAACAAUUGCCAUUUUGGACCGAGAGUCUCCGUAUGUGAAGAACAGUUUGUACAAUGCCACAUUCCUGGCUACUGACAGCGGUGCGACACCUGCAAGCGGUACAGGAACUCUCCAGAUCUUCUUGCUGGAUAUCAACGACAACGCACCCAAAGUUUUUCCUCAGGAAGCAGAGAUAUGUGAAAAGCCGGAGCCAAACGCCAUCAACAUCACGGCAGUGGACGGGGACCUGAGCCCAAACGCGGGGCCUUUUGCCUUUGAGUUGGCUCACAAGCCAAAUGAUGUCAGAAGGAACUGGACCAUAACAAGAAUUGGCGGUGACUAUGCUCAGGUGAGCCUGAAGAUUGGCUUCCUUGAGAGCGGUAUCUAUGAUAUACCCAUCAUAAUCACAGACUCGGGCAACCUACCCAUGUCCAACACCUCCUACCUGCGGAUUAAAGUAUGCCAGUGUGACAUUAAUGGAGACUGCACGGACCAGCAACACAUCAUGGCUGCUGGUUUGGGAACUGGCGCCAUCAUAUCCAUCCUCCUCUGCAUCAUCAUCCUCCUCAUCCUUGUGUUGAUGUUUGUGGUGUGGAUGAAGCGCCGUGAAAAAGAGCGUCAGGCCAAACAGCUUCUUAUCGAUCCGGAGGAUGAUGUGAGAGACAACAUCCUCAAGUAUGACGAGGAGGGCGGUGGAGAGGAGGAUCAGGAUUAUGACCUGAGUCAGCUGCAGCAGCCAGACACACUAGAGCCUGAUGCCAUCAAGCCGGUGGGAAUCCGCCGUCUAGACGAGAGACCUCUCCACCCUGAGCCCCAGUAUCCGUUGAGGUCAGCAGCACCCCAUCCUGGAGACAUUGGAGAUUUCAUCAACGAGGGACUGAAGGCAGCAGACAACGACCCCACUGCUCCUCCCUACGACUCCCUGCUAGUGUUCGAUUACGAAGGCAGCGGCUCCACAGCCGGCUCUCUAAGCUCACUCAACUCCUCCAGCAGCGGGGGCGACCAGGACUACGAUUAUCUCAACGACUGGGGCCCUCGUUUUAGAAAACUGGCAGACAUGUACGGUGGAGGCGAUGACUAGGACACUGGCACACAUCGAAGGAUAAAGAUUAAAACAAAUGAAGAAAAGGAAAGAUUUCCUCUUGAAGGACAGCUUCUGAUAUUCCCUGAGUGGUAGAACGGUGACUGAAAAGAUAAAAAACAAAAACAUUAAUUCAAACUUUCUUUCAAAAACAACCAAUCUAGGCUUAUUGUUGUAGUCUCUGCAUACAUAUGCUUGUUGAAAGCUUAGGCAUAGGCUGUGGAGGAGCUGUGGAGGAUGGGGAACGCUGGUGGACUGUCACCACUCAGAUUGUCGUACUGAAUGCGCUCGGUUAAACUUGAAUUUCACAGUACAGAAGCACUGGGAUAUAAUGUGCCUUUUUGUACAUUUUUUUGGAUCUAAAUUAGUUUUAUGUUCAAGGCUUUAAUGGUACUGACUUUUGGAGUGAUUUCAAAUGAAUAUGUUACACUCUGGUAUGCUUCUACAUGCUUUUUUCUUCUUCUUCUUUUUUUGUGGUUACACAACGCUCCCGUUUGAAGAUUAUUUAAAUAAAUCACAAGGAUGAAGGAACAUCUGUUAGCUUGAAUGAGAAGAAAAAGGAUUAAAAGCAGCACUGUACAGUAUGCUAAACUUUUAAACUUUCUCACUAAAAAUUUAAAUUGUGCAGCUGGUUGCAAAUAAAGGGAGGUAUAAAUCACACUUUUGUAGCAAUUUAUUUUUCUUUGAGGUGAUGUAGUAUGUUACAAAAACAACAAGCCGUUUUGGUCUAAUCUAUGUACACUUCUUUUGCCUUAGUCAUACUCUGAUACGUUCGAGUUUUACUUCACUGUAAAAAGAUGUGUGUACAUAUUAUUUCUUUUUUUUUUUUUUUUCUUUUGAUGUAGUAUUAUGAAGAAGUUCAAAGUUCCAAACUUGUAAAUGUAUAAUUUGGACAACCAAUUCAAGUUUUUUGCAUGUUUUUAUCUUUUCAUGACAACAAAAAUUAAAUAAAAAAAAAAGUUUACUGAUUUUCUUUACAACGUGGGGAAAAAAAUAAAACCCUGGGUGGUAAUAAAUGUGUAGAAGUUACGAGUGUUUUGUAUAAAAAAAUAAAUAAAUGGAAAAAAAAACUGAGUAAAAUAGAGAAGUAGUGAUCUUGUCAGCACAACUGUUGAUUUUGUACCAAACAGAAUGGGACGUGGGACGGGAUGUCGUGCUGUCAGCACUAAUGAAUGAAUCAGCUUUAAGACUGGAGAAGGUGUUGAACUGAAGCCUUGUGGAUAACCAUGUGUACUGCAACACCAAUUAUACAUCUCUGACCCCAACCAUCCAAAUAAAACACUGAUUUUGGAGCUAAUGAAAAAAA